AUGCCUGCUCCAUCGUGGGAGAGGAAGGACAUUGAUCCGCCGGAUCAGGUCACUUCCGAAGCCGUGACGGGGUUCCUGGCAGGCGCCUUCCGGUUCGGCUCUGUCUCCAUCCUCGCACACAUGAUCAUGAUCCUCCCCCAUCCGUUUCGCUUUUCUCCCCCCGCAUCACCUCCGACCCCAUCCGACCCGUCGCAUAAGGCCCACGCGCGCCCUCGAGUGUCACCUUUCUCGAAAGAGCGCUUGAGAUCAAAGUUCUUCUACCAGCCGCUGGAAGGCUUCUCCGAGUGGCUCUCUCCGGCAUCCCGCGUCUACCGGGGCCUUACCCCGCAGUUCAAAGUGUUCCUCCAGAUCGCUGUCAUGACGCUGGGCGGAUGUGUCUAUGCGGAGAGGAGGGUCGAUCAGUACAUCAAGCUCGUGAGGAAGGUUAAGCGGGCGGAGCGGAGGGAGGCCGAAGCGGCGGCUCGCUAUGUGGAGUAG
Molecule: messenger RNA, 477 nt
Organism: Aspergillus campestris IBT 28561
Lineage: Eukaryota; Fungi; Ascomycota; Eurotiomycetes; Eurotiales; Aspergillaceae
Exons: 2
Coding region: 1-477 (158 amino acids)
Source: RefSeq, a predicted model, not a curated record